AGCAUCCUACCUCUCUAAAUGAUCUGUGAUCCAGAUCUUGUCUCUGUAAUCCCUCUAAUGCUUUAUAAACCCACUGUCACAAAGACCUAAAGGAUACAGUCACCUCUUAAACCAGAUCUGAAAUAUUGAAACACCAACCCUGCGCGCAAUAGACAGAUUUCUAUUUGAGGACAUGACAACGAGGUAAUAAUGGACACUAGUAACUGAAAAAAACUUAUAUUUAAUGUAUUUGUUUAUCACGUAAAAAACGUUGUACCAAACAUACCAACAUCAUUUUGGAACAAAACAAAUUUGCUUAGUACGAAAUGAUUUCUUAUUACGUUGUUUUCUUACUUUUUUCUUUCUUUUUCUCAUAAAAAAUCUACAAAGUAUGUAUUGUGGUAAAACUGCAGUGGAAAAGGUGUCUUGCAGUUUUUUUGCGAAUGGUGACAGAUAACCGGGUGUUUAAUCUGCUCGCAGCCCUCGGCAGAUUAGAUGCGCGCUUCCAUCAAAGCUCCGGCACAAGAUUAAAUCAUUUCCUCGGUGUACCAAAAACCAAAGACGUUGUCGAGGUCGGCUGCUGGCAGAUUUGAAGUUAAUCUUCACAACGGAUCCGUGUUUGCGGAUCAGAGACUCGACUGUGUCCUCAAUUGAGAGCGCGCACUGAUGAAGGAACGUGCGCUCCCGGUGCGCUCCGGGCUCUUUCCUGCGCGUCCGGCUCCCAUCAGCACCAUCAUGUCCUGAAAUCACCCGGGAAGGGAUGCAUUUUCAUUUUGACUUUUUAGGAAAGCAUUGACCAAUUAGCGCGUGGAUAUAUGGAAUGGGUGCGCGAAUAGGGAUCUUUGACUCCCGCCGGUACGAGUGAGUGGAAAGAUGCUGCUCGGAUGGAAAUUAUUCCCGUAUGGUUGCAGUUUUGGCAAAUGAAAAGAAGAAGCAUAUGGACGUUAAAUGUUCCUCCUGCAGGUGUAUCAUGGCGAAGAAGAGAGCUGUUUGCUUUGUACUGCUGUGUUUCAUGACAGAGUUGAGUCUGAGCGCGCAGCAGGUCUUGAGAAUUGGAGGCAUUUUUGAGACUCUUGAGAAUGAACCAAUCAGCGUCGAGGAACUUGCCUUCAAAUUUGCUGUUACCAACAUAAACAGGAACAGAACUUUAAUGCCCAACACCACGCUGACCUACGACAUCCAGAGAAUCAACCUGUUUGACAGCUUUGAGGCCUCCAGACGAGCGUGUGAUCAGCUGGCUCUGGGUGUGGCCGCAGUGUUCGGACCCUCUCACAGUUCCUCAGUCAGUGCGGUUCAGUCCAUCUGUAACGCUCUGGAGGUUCCUCACAUCCAGACUCGAUGGAAACACCCGUCUGUGGACAACAAAGACAGCUUCUACAUCAACCUGUACCCAGAUUACGCCUCCAUCAGCCGGGCCGUGCUCGAUAUCGUCCAGUUUUACAAGUGGAAAGCCCUGACUGUGGUUUAUGAAGAUGCAACAGGGCUGAUUCGUCUUCAAGAGCUGAUCAAGGCUCCGUCACGAUACAGUAUCAAGAUUAAAAUCCGUCAGUUGCCGACCGGCAGUAAAGAUGCCCGGCCGCUGCUGAAAGAGAUGAAGAAGGGAAAAGAGUUUUGUGUGAUCUUUGACUGCUCGUAUCAGACCGCGGCUGACGUCCUCAAGCAGCUGUUGUCUAUGGGCAUGAUGACAGAAUAUUAUCAUUUCUUCUUCACUACUCUGGACCUGUUUGCGUUGGACCUGGAGCCGUACCGUUACAGCGGGGUGAACAUGACGGGUUUCCGUUUGUUGAACAUCGACCGUCCUCAGGUGGCGUCAGUGGUGGAGAAAUGGUCCAUGGAGCGACUGCAGGCUCCGCCAAAACCUGAGACCGGCCUGCUGGACGGAAUGAUGACAACAGAAGCGGCGUUGAUGUAUGAUGCUGUAUAUAUGGUUGCUGCCGCAUCUCAGCGAGCGUCUCAGGUCACAGUGAGUUCUCUUCAAUGCCACAGACACAAACCCUGGCGCUUCGGCUCACGCUUCAUCAGCAUGUUCAAAGAGGCUCAGUGGAAUGGACUGACGGGACAGAUCAUCAUAAACAAGACAGACGGACUGAGGAAAGACUUUGAUCUGGAUGUCAUCAGUCUGAAAGAGGAUGGGAUAGAAAAGAUCGGCGUGUGGAACUCGAUCACAGGCCUUAACCUGACAGACAGCAACAAAGACAAAAACACCAAUGUGACGGACUCCAUGGCCAACCGGACGCUCAUCGUCACAACUAUUCUGGAAAACCCGUAUGUGAUGCAUAAGAAGUCUGAUAAGCCUCUGUAUGGAAACGAUCGGUUUGAAGGCUACUGUCUGGAUCUGCUGAAAGAGUUAUCCAACAUCCUGGGCUUUUCCUACGAGGUCAAACUCGUGACUGAUGGAAAAUACGGAGCUCAGAAUGAUAAAGGAGAGUGGAAUGGUAUGGUCAGGGAACUGAUAGAUCAUGUGGCAGAUUUGGCCGUGGCUCCGCUCACCAUCACUUACGUGAGAGAGAAAGUCAUUGACUUCUCAAAGCCGUUUAUGACUUUGGGAAUCUCCAUUCUCUAUCACAAACCUAACGGGACAAAUCCAGGUGUGUUCUCGUUCCUGAACCCUCUGUCUCCAGACAUCUGGAUGUACGUGCUGCUGGCCUGCCUCGGGGUCAGCUGCGUUCUCUUCGUCAUUGCCAGGUUUACACCGUAUGAAUGGUACAACCCUCAUCCCUGCAACCCAGAUUCUGAUGUAGUCGAGAACAACUUCACUUUAAUAAACAGUGUUUGGUUUGGAGUUGGAGCCCUGAUGCAGCAAGGAUCGGAGCUGAUGCCCAAAGCUUUAUCCACCAGGAUUGUUGGAGGCAUCUGGUGGUUCUUCACUCUCAUCAUCAUCUCAUCAUACACAGCUAACCUGGCCGCCUUCCUCACUGUGGAGAGAAUGGACUCGCCUAUAGACUCGGCCGAUGAUCUGGCCAAACAGACCAAGAUAGAGUACGGCGCUGUGAGGGACGGCUCCACCAUGACCUUCUUUAAGAAAUCCAAAAUCUCCACCUAUGAGAAGAUGUGGGCGUUCAUGAGCAGCCGUAAGAACACGGCUCUGGUGAAGAAUAACCGCGAGGGGAUCCAGCGUGUGUUGACCACUGACUACGCUUUACUGAUGGAGUCCACCAGCAUUGAAUACAUCAGUCAGAGAAACUGUAACCUCACACAGAUCGGAGGACUCAUCGACUCAAAGGGCUACGGCGUGGGCACUCCUAUCGGUUCACCGUACAGAGAUAAGGUGACCAUCGCUAUCCUGCAGUUACAGGAAGAAGGGAAGCUUCACAUGAUGAAGGAGAAGUGGUGGAGAGGAAACGGUUGUCCUGAGGAGGACAGUAAAGAGGCCAGCGCUCUGGGUGUGGAGAACAUCGGAGGAAUCUUCAUCGUGCUGGCGGCCGGACUCGUCUUGUCUGUGUUUGUGGCGAUCGGGGAGUUUAUCUACAGGUCCAGGAAGAAUCUGGACAUCGAGGAGGUGAGCGUGGGACAGUGCGAAUGGCACAACAAGUACUGAGGGGACAUCUCAGACCCUUGUUUGCCCACCAGAGGAUUUUUCAUCCUCAAUGCAUCCAAGCUCAGGCACACGCUGAAGGAACUUUGCUUGGGAUGUUGUGUGAUCACCUCUGCUGUGCUGGGACGACAGUUUUACAAAGUUGCUAACAACAUUUUUACCUUUUCAUUCAGGUUUAUUUCAGAUCUGAACGAACUAUGACUUCAUAUAUCUGUGUCAUUGAAAUGUUUUGAGAAAGAAGAACCGAUGUUUCAAACAGGACUGCUGUAUUGUAGAUUAGAUCAUUGUCAUGUAGAUUGUAGAUUUUAAAGACUUGAACUUUUUUCUUUACAGAUAUAGUCCCUCCUAAUCUAAUUUAUAUGACGUGGAUAUGAGUUUUCAUAAAGGUGCUGUGUGCCAUAAUUUGGGAUGUUUAAAAACGUUCUCCUGUUCUAGUUUAGUGAACACAGACUGAAGUUACACACUUCACCUUUCAAAGCUCGUCUCCAUUGUCUGCGCCUUUGUUUUAAACUUCUUGGUUUUUGAAGACUGUUAUUAAAUUUUGUCUUAAAGCUCAAUGUUUAUCUGAACCCUGUACUUUUAACAAUAAAACAUGUUUAU
Triplophysa dalaica is the source of this 4114-nucleotide messenger RNA. RefSeq names its product glutamate receptor ionotropic, kainate 1-like. Gene Ontology annotation, cellular component: kainate selective glutamate receptor complex; presynaptic membrane; plasma membrane. The coding region runs from base 881 to 3517 and encodes 878 amino acids. Gene Ontology annotation, molecular function: transmitter-gated monoatomic ion channel activity involved in regulation of postsynaptic membrane potential; kainate selective glutamate receptor activity. NCBI's taxonomy places the organism in Eukaryota, Metazoa, Chordata, Actinopteri, Cypriniformes, Nemacheilidae. The record is from RefSeq and is a predicted model, not a curated record. Gene Ontology annotation, biological process: modulation of chemical synaptic transmission; synaptic transmission, glutamatergic; monoatomic ion transport. The transcript has 15 exons.